This is a messenger RNA of Terrapene triunguis (Three-toed box turtle), 4883 nucleotides long. RefSeq names its product actin filament associated protein 1 (gene AFAP1). Lineage: Eukaryota; Metazoa; Chordata; Testudines; Emydidae. Gene Ontology annotation, cellular component: cytosol. Gene Ontology annotation, molecular function: SH2 domain binding; SH3 domain binding. The record is from RefSeq and is a predicted model, not a curated record. Bases 155 to 2425 code for a protein of 756 amino acids. The transcript has 18 exons.
GCGGCUGCCUCCUCCUUUCCCCCGUCCUGGAGUGGAGCCGCUGCUCCCUGCCCGCCCUCGCCCCAUUGUUGCGCCGGGUCUCGGGGUGGGCAGGCGCCCGGCUUUGUGCGGAGAACUGCUGCAGGACAAGGCUCGAGUGCCUCUUUAAGAUUGAAUGGUGUUUCAAGUGGGACGUAACUGGGGAAGAAGUUUACAGUGUUCUGCUUCAGACUGUUUUCCUGAAGCCAUGGAAGAAUUAAUAGUUGAAUUGCGUCUGUUUCUUGAACUUUUGGACCAUGAAUAUCUAACAUCCACUGUCAGGGAGAAAAAAGCAGUAAUAACUAACAUUCUCCUGAGGAUACAGUCAUCAAAAGGUUUUGAAAUAAAAGAACAUGUACAGAAACAAGAAGUUUCCAAUAGUUUGCCUAGUUUGCCUGCCCCACCUCAGAUGCCUCUACCAGAGAUACCUCAGCAAUGGCUGCCACCAGAUAAUGGGCCUCCACCUCUACCAACAUCGUCCCUACCUGAAGGCUACUAUGAGGAGGCAGUGCCACUUAGUCCUGGAAAGGCUCCUGAAUAUAUCACUUCCAAUUAUGACUCAGAUGCUAUGAGCAGCUCUUACGAAUCUUAUGACGAAGAGGAGGAAGAUGGAAAAGGAAAAAAAAUGAGACAUCAAUGGCCUUCUGAGGAGGCUUCUAUGGACCUCGUAAAGGAUGCCAAAAUCUGUGCCUUCCUCUUGAGAAAGAAGCGAUUUGGACAAUGGACCAAACUACUGUGUGUUAUCAAAGAAAACAAACUACUGUGUUAUAAAAGUUCCAAGGAUCAGCAAGCUCAGAUGGAACUGCUGUUGAAUGACUGCAGUAUCACAUACAUUCCCAAAGACAGUAAAAAGAAGAAGCAUGAGCUGAAAAUCACUCACCAAGGAACAGAUGCACUGGUUCUAGCAGUACAGAGCAAAGAGCAGGCGGAACAGUGGUUGAAGGUGAUAAAAGAUGUUUGCAGCAACUGCACUGGAGCGAUAGAUUCAGAUGGACCAUCAUCUAGUUCUCCGAUACACAAGACAGAACUGGAAAAGAAAUUGUCCUCCGAGAGGCCAAGCUCAGAUGGGGAGGGUGCUAUAGAAAAUGGAAUCGCUGCUGUGUGUAAUGGAAAAGAACAAGUUAAGAGGAAGAAGAGUUCCAAGUCAGAGACCAAGGGCACAGUGACUAAAGUAACAGGGAAAAAAAUAACAAAGAUCAUCAGUUUAGGAAAGAAAAAGCCAUCAACAGAUGAACAGACCUCAUCAGCUGAAGAAGAUGUUCCAACAUGUGGAUAUCUGAAUGUGCUCUCAAAUAACCGGUGGCGUGAACGCUGGUGCAGAGUGAAAGAUAAUAAGCUCAUUUUCCAUAAGGACAGAACAGAUCUGAAGACCCACAUUGUUUCUAUUCCUCUGCGUGGCUGUGAAGUCAUUCCAGGCUUGGAUUCCAAGCAUCCCUUGACAUUCCGUCUGCUUCGAAAUGGGCAGGAGGUCGCAGUGUUAGAGGCUUCAUCAUCUGAAGACAUGGGCAGAUGGAUUGGGAUUUUACUGGCUGAAACCGGUUCAUCUACAGAUCCUGGAGCCCUGCACUAUGAUUAUAUUGAUGUGGAGAUGACUGCAAGCGUCAUACAAGCUGCAAAACAGACCUUCUGUUUUAUGAACAGACGUGUUAUAUCUACUAAUCCAUAUCGGGGAAGCACUGCCAAUGGCUACGCAUGUCCCAGUGGAAUGGCACUUCAUUAUGAUGAUGUUCCCUGCAUAAAUGGAUCGUUUAAGGGCAAAAAAAGCCCUGCAACUGCAAAUGGGAUCUUGGGAAAAGGAAGAAUUUUAAACAACCAACAGAAGAAAUCUGAAUCAGCGUCAAGUGUGAAACGCACAGCAUCGAAUGCAGAUCAGUACAAAUAUGGCAAGAACCGCGUCGAGGCAGAUGCGAAGAGGUUACAAACCAAAGAGGAGGAGUUGCUAAGGAGGAGAGAAGCUCUGAGGAACAGGUUGGCUCAGCUCCGAAAAGAAAGGAAAGACCUGCGAGCUGCCAUUGAAGUUAAUGCUGGCAGGAAGACUCAAGUGAUUCUUGAAGAUAAGUUGAGGAAGCUGGACGAGGAAUGUAAGCUGAAGGAGACGGAGCGUGUUAAUCUGGAGUUGGAACUGACUGAGGUGAAAGAGAGCCUGAAGAAAGCCUUGGCUGGCGGUAUCACACUGGGAUUGGCAAUCGAGCCCAAAUCAGGAACCUCAAGCCCACAGUCUCCAAUUUUCAAGCAUCGAACUCUGGAAAACUCUCCUAUCUCCAGUUGUGAUACAAGUGAUACUGAAUGUUCAAUACCAGUGAACAGUGCAGCAGUGCUGAAGAAACCUCCUUCAUCAAGUAAUUCUCCGUGUCGAGGCCACGUCCUUCGAAAAGCAAAGGAAUGGGAGCUGAAAAAUGGAACAUAAGCAUUACAAAUUUGUUUACUUUGCUUAAAGGCCUUGCUUCAUAUGGACCAAGACGUAGGCUGCAAAAGACUCAUCUGUAAAGUGGUGUCAAGUGACAAGGUUUUAUAAUUAUGUUCAGUUAACAGUAGCUUGGCCUUCGUUUGACUGUACUCUUUCUACUGUAUUACUGUGUAACUGAGUGUGCCCCUUUUUAUUGCCUGUAACUCUUUAUUUCCAACUUUAUUUGUAAAAAUCUUAGUAAAAAGGAGCAUAUAGUUGCAACUGAAAGUUUACAUUGCUGAAAGAGGUUAAACCCACAAUGUAAAUGACAUUGCAUCAAAAGUCCUGAAUGGAAAUCAAGACUGGUGCACGCUUUGAGACCCAGAUGAAAUAAUAUAAAUUUAGAUAUGUUGUACUAGUAAGGCUAAUUUUGACUUUCAGAAUUCCACCACCUGAGAGAGGACUUUUCACAAGCUUGCUCGUUAGGAUUCAUUCAGCUGUUACCUGUUCACUUGGCAGGAGAUCGAAGGAAUGUUUCCACAGGAACGACAUGACUUGUUUCAGCUGGGAAGUCAGGAACUCUUCCCCACCACUCUUUUCGCAAUGGUUAUAAGACGACCAUGGAAUGACAACUUGGCUGUGAAGCAUUUUUUGAUAUAUUUUAGACAGAUGCUUUUGUCAUCAGGACAUAAAAAGCUGCCAUGCAUUUUAAUAUGUUCUUUUUAUUGUUGUUGUUGCUGUUGUGCCUAAGCACCUGUCAUCUUCAAACAUCUCUCAUGUAGUCUAAAAAUUAUUUGGGCAUGAUUUUAAAAAGGCAACAAAGUGCUUUUUGUAUGUUGCUUCAUUUCUGCACCUCCCAAAAAAAUCCCACAGACAGCCUCUAAAAUUAAUUUUUAAAUAACAGCAACUUUAAAAGGCUCAUGCAGUUUUAUUUUGCUUGUUUUAACAUUGUUAAAGUCAGGUUUUAUAACUCUAUUGUAUUUGCUUCCUGCAGUCCUUUCAGAUCCUGGAUAAUAUUUUUGAGGAAAUGUGAAUUUCCAAUCUCCUUUAUACACGAUGGUGAAAUAAGAAGUGACAAGACAUUUGUGAGAGAGGACUCAUUUUCUGUUUGUCAAGUGACAGGGUUUUCCUUUUAGUCUAUGAAUAAUUCAGAAGUCUGUUUUCCCUUUGUUAUGUGUAUGUCUCUGCUGAAAAGUCAGAUGCCUUAUUGCCAAACCCAACUGUUCAAAAUUCAUGAGUCGAGCCCCCAAAUUAAUGAGUGGCUUAAAAAUCAUGAAACUUUUGUUUUUUAAAAAAAGUUAUUUUUAUUUGUCUUCUGUUUUUCGAGCCUUUAUAAUGCACUCAGGUCAUGUUUUCAAGAUUAUCUCCACAAUCAGGAACUUGAAACUAAAGUUGAGAUUUUGACAUAAUCACUUGUCUCCAGGUGCUGGGGUUUUAAAUAAGGCACCAAAUAUCACCAGUCUCUUGAUAAAAACAGAAGAGUUGGCAACAUUGCAAAUACAGACAUCAAGGGAAGAACAGAUCACUUGGUGGCCCAGUCCUUCAGUUCUAUCACUAGUAAUAAUUUACAUAGCUUUGUAAAUGUACACAGGUACGUAAAACUCAAAGUAAGGAGCAAAAGGACAUCCAUGGGUGUUAUACAUGCUUGCAAACUGCAGGCUUACAACCAUAGGCUAAAAUGUUCAGCACCCAGCAGCCCCAAAAAUGUGGCCCCAGUUGUGGGCUCUGAGCGCUUUUGAAAGACUGGGUCAUAAUGGCCCACUACUAAGGGUCUGAUUCUGUUACACAUUAAAGUCAAUGACAAGGCUCCCUCAGUGGUGCAGGAUCAGAGUCCAAAAUGGCAGUAGGCCUUGUUGCCUCCCAAGAGUAUGGCUUUUUUAGGGGCCACAAUAAUGCAAAUACAGUAGGAAAAUACGUCAGCAUUGUCUCUUAUUCAAAGCUGACUAUUGUAUUGUAUUUUAGAUUGACCUUAACAUUUUCUAGGUAAAGGGCACAAAUUAUGCUGCAUGAUAUGGACUACAGUACUAUAGAGUAUCCCAGAAACAUCAGGAAAAAAAGUUUGAUGCAAAAGUAAGUUCAUUUAGGCUUUUUACUUCAAAAGUUAUUUAUUUGUAUAUUUCACUAAAUAUUUAAUUUAUAUCUGUACAUAUUUAUGAUGCAAAUUAGGCCUCUAGUCAACAUGUGUGAUGCUGAAACAGUUGCCGUUAAUAAGUGGUCCCACAUCAAUAACACUGAACAGUCAAUAGCCUAACUAAUUUGAGUCUUUUUUCCCCCAGAUUGGCUCUGUAACUUUUUUCCCCAUAGUGAGGAGUGACUUGGGGUUAAUUUUUUAUCUCAUGCCUGAGAUGAGUGUGCCAAUUCCUCUAAGCAGACAAAUUGCAGGCUGCUUAUAUGAUGCACAACUCCAUGUAAUGAUUCUUCCAUUCUGCCACAUACACCUUUAAGAAUGGGACCCCUAAAUGCCUGUUCUAAAUGACAU